Molecule: messenger RNA, 984 nt
Organism: Anopheles nili
Lineage: Eukaryota; Metazoa; Arthropoda; Insecta; Diptera; Culicidae
Exons: 5
Coding region: 1-984 (327 amino acids)
Biological process (GO): regulation of actin filament polymerization; negative regulation of apoptotic process
Cellular component (GO): actin cytoskeleton; mitochondrion; clathrin-coated vesicle
Source: RefSeq, a predicted model, not a curated record
AUGGACCUAUUAAAAAAAUUCAUGGGCUUAGAUGGCCGUAAGGACGACGACGACGAUAACAGGAAGAAAAAAGCGACCCUCAAGGACGAGUUCCGCAAGCCCAUCUGGGUGGAGGAGGACGACAGCGAUGACGAGCUGUUCGAUAAUCGCAAACUCUACGGCAUGCAAAUGUUCACCAACCCGUUCGAAAUGCAGAAGCACUUCGAGCAGCAAAUGCAGGAUAUGUGGAAAUCGUUCGAGGAAUUCGAUGAAACUGGAAGGGCGUUUGAUCGCGACAUGAAGCUCGACUUCCUGAAGGCCGGCUACGAUGAACCGACCCGCCAUGCUGACAAGCAGAUGAAGCCGCAAAAUUCCGACCUGGAUGGAGAGAUCUACGCUGACCAGCUGCACACGCUGCUGCAUCGCAUCACGCCGGAACUGAAGGACAUGUUGCCGAUGCAGCGUAACGAGUUUAUUGCCAACGGGCCAAAUCGGGCUCCCGCUGGAAAUCGCAAAUUGACCGACGAACAGAAGGUGAUGAAUCUGAUCCACGGCAUCACCGAGCACAAGGGCCAAUCGUCGGGUUCCAUCGCGAAACCGAUGAAACGCAACGAUACCGGGAUGUCGCAGCGUUUGCACGAGGGAGGAAUGUUCCGUGGACCGCGUAUUUUCGGUCAGAGCAUCAUCUCGCAAACGAUUCGUCGUCCUGAUGGAUCCUACGAAACGCGCCGUACCGUGCGUGACUCCGAGGGUAACACCGAGACGACCGUCACCCUUGCCAUGGCGGACGGGCGUAAAGAAACGGUUACCACGUACGACGAAGGUGGCAGCUUCGGUGGCCAGGAUCAGCGUGCCGUAGGCCCAGCACCGGGUGGGUCGUUGUUCGGAAUGAAAAAAGGCGGCGGGGGAGGAAGACUCGACGGUCCGAUCGGGGCCCUGCUGGCCAUGGACGGCCUGUUUGGGCUCAACAGCAAUGGUUACGUGCUACCGAAGAACCUCUGGUGA